UAGGAGUGGAUCCGUCCGAAAGGUGGGCGGGAGAUGAUCCAGUGUCCUGAUAUGUUUGCAGCCGCCCACUCCCCCAGCGGACGCGUGUGCGCACCCCCAAGCGCAGCUGCGCGCAUCGAGGAUGCACAAGAGCAGAGGAGAGCAGCGCGCGCCCGUUGGACGUUGGCUGCUUGUGCCGCCGCUCAAGUCUCGGCCACUCCACUCCACGUUUUGCCCUUGGCUUUUUUUUGCGUGCUCGCCGCGCAGCGCUCGCUUCUCAUUUCCUCGUCACUCGACUCGCACCGACACGUCGGCGGCGGGACAAGUUGACAUCACUUGAGCAUCGCCGCUUCUCCGCGCUUCGUUUGCCAUCGGGAACCCGCGGCGAGUGCCUCGCACACGAGGGCAAGACGAGCCCGCCCAGCUGACGAUGAGGAGGACGGAUGCCAAAUUUCCUUUCCCCGCUCCGAGUGGAUUUAUCCUUUCUGAGAGACACCAUCGAGGAGUCCACACGCUGUGGUUUGCGAUGUGGAGACCGCAAGUGGUUGUGUGCACGCUGUGGCUGCUGCUGUCCACAUCUUUCGGUGCCGAGAGCAAAGCUCGAAGCUGCAGCGAAGUUAGACAAGCGUUUCAUGCCAAAGGAUUCAGUCUUGUCAAUGCGCCUCAUCAGGAAAUAUCAGGUGAGCACCUGCGCGUCUGUCCUCAGGGAUACACCUGCUGCACAUCCGACAUGGAAGACAAGCUCAACCAGCAGAGCAAGAUGGAGUUUGAGAAGUUGGUGGAGGAGAGGAGCCACAACAUGAGAGCGACGUUUGUUUCCAGCCAUAAAAAGUUUGACGAGUAUUUCUUGGAACUCCUGGACAAUUCAGAGAGGUCUCUGAACGGCCUGUUCUCAAGGACAUUUGGGAAGCUGUACAUGAAAAACUCGGAGGUGUUCCAGGAUCUGUUCACCGAGCUGAAGCGCUACUACACAGGGGGCAACGUCAACCUGGAGGAGAUGCUCAAUGAUUUCUGGUCCCGGCUGCUGGAACGGAUGUUCCAGCUAUUCAACUCCCAGUACCACUUCACGGACGAUUACCUGGAGUGUGUCAGUAAAUACUCUGAUCAACUCAAGCCCUUUGGAGAUGUGCCCAGGAAACUGAAGGCCCAGGUCACCAGGGCUUUGAUUGCCGCACGGACAUUUGUCCAGGGCCUCAUGGUCGGUCGGGAAGUUGCCAACAGGGUUGCCAAGGUGAACGUUGCUCCCACAUGUGUCAGAGCCUUGACCAAGAUGUUGUACUGCCCAUACUGUCGAAGCAUGCCCGGGCUCAAGCCCUGCAAAAACUACUGUCAAAACGUCAUGAGAGGCUGUCUCGCAAACCAGGCUGACCUCGAUCUCGAAUGGAACACUUUUACCGAUGCCAUGUUGCUGGUGGCGGAGAGGCUGCAAGGACCUUUUCACAUCGAAGCAGUCAUAGAGCCGAUUGACCUCAAGAUUUCCGAGGCCAUCAUGACUAUGCAGGACAACAACAAGAUACUGUCAGCAAAGUUUUUUCAGAAUUGCGGUCCGCCAAAGGCUUCAGGCAUAGGCAGGUCCGCACGUGGCAUUUCAGAUGUGUUCAGCGCCCGUUUCAGACCUUACCCUCCCGAGGAAAAGACAACCGCGGCCACGGAGACAAGCCUGGAUCGAUUGAGGGCUGUCUGGAUGGCAAUGCAACACAGUGUGAUUGACAUCAGAGAGAAACUGAAGGUGUCCAAAGGGUUCUGGUCCAACCUGCCAGAUGAUAUCUGCGCCGAUGGCAAAUUGGCAGAGUCUGACGAAGAGCAGUGUUGGAAUAGUCACACCAAGGCCAGAUAUUUCCCAGAGGUGGUGAAGGAGGGACUAACCAACCAGGUGAACAACCCAGAGGUGAACUUGGACAUCACCAGGCCCGACACGUUAAUUCGACAACAAAUAAUGGCCCUGCGUGUCAUGAGCAACAAGCUGAAAAAUGCAUACAAUGGAAAUGACAUCUACUUCCAAGAUUCCAGCGACGAAGGAAGCAGUUCCGGCAGCGGCAGCGGCUGCUCGGACGGCUGCACGACGGAGACCGUCCUCGUGGGAUCCAAGGCUCCUGUGAUCAGGGCCGACAGAAGUGACGUCCACACAGCGGCGGCGGCGGCGGGCAAGACGCUUUCCCACGGACCGUCGCAACUAUUAAUGAUGACCGCCCUCAUAACAUCAUUUAGCGCGGCGCAGCCCAGAUGGAGAUAAUACGAUGAGCGCGGGUUGCUCACUAACUACGAUACUGCCGCGCACAGUCUGUUUCAGCACGUUCAACGGCUGCUCCCUCACCCAGGCCUGUCGAAGCUUCAGGAAAACACCCCGUUGAGACUGGCUGACUGUGUGCAAGGACUGAAACCAGGACAGCGCUGCGUCCUUGUCAUCCCCAACAGAAAUGCUUGGUGACAAAACUGAAAAAGCUUUUCACCCCUGAACACAAAUGGUGGCGGUCACUCAUCGUUUUGGAGUGCAUUUUCAGUAUCAUCGCUGGUGACAACUCAACCGGUGACAUUCCUGCCGGUUAUAUUUUCUAGAUAAUGCAGGAAUGUGAUUUCAUUUCCUUCGUACAACAACUUCGGGACUGGGGUCAGUUGAUCGUAUUCGACCACCGCCAACCCACCCCUUUGGAUAGAAGAAAAAAAAAAGCUUACUGUGUGCAUGCAUAGAAAUAUUAUUCAUUUCAAUGCAGGCUUUGAAAUCUUUUGGCUUUAAUGAUUUGGACAAGAUUAUACACGAGUCGAUCGGACUUUUCAGACAUAGGGAAUCAGUUUGGCUUCAGGCGACUGCUUUCUUUUCGGCAUCUCAUCCUUGCACAUUUGCUCUCCAAAAGGGGCUGUUGGACUGCACCGAGGGAACCGCUUUGCACAGAUCUAUUUUGCCGGCCUGUUUGUUUGAACCAUACCAGAAACACAAAUUAGAAUACCUCUUCUUUUUUUUCCAAUCAGUUUUGGUAUCAUGCUAGCUAUAAUUGUUUCCAUUGAAGGUACUGAAAUGUCAUGUUGUUGGUUGAGUCAAAGACUAAUAAUUCUAAAAUCCUAUCCAUGAGAGAUUACUAACUUGCUUUGAUUUUGAUUUGUUCUUAGAAGGCUGUACUCCAUCUAUAAAUUCUGACCUCUUUUAUAAAAGUUUUUCCCAGUCAGUAUUUACUUCAGUCAUCAGACCGCAGCUUCCAAAUAUAAGGCAGAGGUAUGGUCUCGGCAGAAUCUCCCCAAAGCCAUCGAUUUGAAACUAAGCUGAGAGCAGAGGUUAGAGCCACGUGCCGGUAAUCAAAUGACUAAGGUCACUCCGCACUACUCUGUCGAUCUCCUACAGACUGUGACCUCAACAUGAUAUAAAAGCUUUUGGGGCACGGCCAGUUUCACGUGCCAACAUGUAAUUUAUGUGACCUUGGUUCACGAAAAGCCAAGUUGCAGACAUGUUGCAAGAGAGACCAAUAAAAGGGGGCAAAUGUUCACGGUAUCAGGGCGGUGCAGAGUCACAAGGAUGCAGUGUGUCUCAAGAUAAAAACCUGACAAGUGAGUCUCUUUUCCUAAAGCCUUCCUGUCGAGCAAAUUAACAGCUGCGGUGAGCAUCUCAAACAGAUUACACGUUCCAUGUAGCGGGUACGGAACAUUACUCCUCUCCUCGCUGCUCUCCAGAAGGAGAUGAAGCACUUUUCCCUCACGGCCGUUGUCCUUUAAAAGUUCUUAAAUACAAAACGACAAGCACAACGGAAAUAUGGCGCUCCUGCCGUUCCUCUCAAAUGAGCAAAUAGUUGAGUGGUUAUGGAUUGAGACAACAUUUGACGUGAAAUAAAAGUAUUUGAAUUUGACCAUAUGGUUUUCCGGAGAGAGUGCAACAAAAAAGCUUGCAGGUCAAGUCAGAAUGAGAAGCAAAUGAAUUCUCUCAUCUCUUUCUGUGCAGAAAGUGUAUUAGCAGGAGGCGACCAGCAGAUUCCAGGCAAACUCACCAUGGUGCAAUUGAAUCAGGGACAAGACUCCCCAGUGUGAAACAGAGAGCCAUACAGAAAUAGAUGAGCAGCACAUUGCGUAGUUAGGGACAUGGAGCUCAAACUGUUUAGAAGUGCUCAUUUCUCAGCAAGUACACCGCUCUCAACCCGACUGCGCUCCCUCCUACGUGCUCAAGUCAGGAGGUGAACAGCAUUUUGGACCAACUGGAGACGCUUGAGGGUCGACUGGUUGACUCCAAAAUGAAAUACAUUACAAUAAUCCACCAGAGAUGUUAGAAAGGCAUUUUAGCACUUCGAAACGUAAUGUUUCUAAGUGCUUUUAUGAAAGGAGAGGCUUUUGUUUAGCAGGCGGCCUAAAAAUGUGUUUGUUUGUUUUUAAAGCUGGAUUUAAUGGCACCACCAAUUAAAAAAAUCACUGUCUAAUUUGAAACCCAGAUUCUAGACUGCUAACAUUAGAUGAUAAGAUGCCAGUGGACCCGGGUCAACAGGGGGAGAUAUACAAGGGCCACUGGGGACCAUAAUUCAUUUGGAAGGUUGAGGUUCAAGAGGUUUCGUGCCAUCCAGGCUUUAAUUUCCUACAGACAGGACAAAAGUGGCUUUAAAGAGAAAGGGUCCUUUUUGCUUUGCGGUACAUAGAUCUGACUGUCAUCCACAAAGCAGCAAAAAGAAGUAUCAUGCUUUCUCAAUAUAGUACAAAGGAAUGAAAACAGCAGGGGCUCCGAAAUUGAACCCUGUGGAACGCUAUAACACAGUGGGGCAGAGUGGGACACAGAGCAACCAAGGCUAACACAAAAUAAUAAAUAAAUAAAUCCUGCCUGCCAAAUAGGACCUAAACCACUGCAGGGCGCUCCCACCAAUGCCCGCCAUGUGUUGUAAACAAGACAACAUAUACUGUGCCGUUUCAAACACUGCAGUCAGGUCCAACAAACAAGAUGCGCACAGUCUCCAGUGUCAUUAGCCAGGAGGAUGUCAUUAAAACCAUGCAGCAUCAUAAACCCUGACUGGAAACCUCGAGUUGAAAUGUUCUGACAUUUACUUGGAGGAUAGACAGUCAGAAAAGGAUCUUUUGUCAGCUCGGUGAGAGACUCACGUCAAAUGAUAUCGCCGCAAUUUAAAUUGGAAAUCCUUGAGAUUCUAUCCAUUUGGUGUGUGAAUACUGACAGAAUAUCAUUUUCACGAAUGUUUUUUGUUUGUCAAAAAUAAGGUGAAUGACAAUGCGGCAAAUUAUGGGAUAGCGUCACAUCAAAGCACUUACAGAGUGUGCAAUCGGAUUGAUACGUCGUCAUCCUAUGCUGCUCACAGCCCCGAGAAGGCAUAUUUGGAUGAUGCCUGGUCACUGCAGAGCACAGCAUCUCUCGGAAUUCACCUCCAGUCUUUUUCUGAGGGAGAUGUCAUGUUUUUCAGCUUUUCUGCCUUAACAGCUGUGUAUGAGCAUCUGUGGCUUUGCGAAGGCUGACACGCCUGCACUCUUCCGAGUCCAAACACGAUGGUUGCCUGGAAAGAGGGUUUUGGCUGACUGAGAAUAAGUAGGUCCUUAUUGGUGUCCCUGAAGCGAUGUGAAGAAAAUCCAAAAAGACUUGUUAUAUGCAGUAGGUCCAACCCCACCACCCCGUCCCCAAAAAAUAAAAGAAUAAAAAACAAAAUUUGCUCUUCUCCGAUUUGUUAAGAGCGGCGUAUGCCCUUUUCCUCUGUCUUGCGUAGUCUCUCCUUGACAAGCUAUCACAACACUGUCACACAUACUGCACCAGUGUCGAAGAUACUUCAAAGAGGAAUUUCAUUUGUCCGGAAAACAACUUCGGUCCCCUUUGCACCCUCUGGCAUUUCAAAAGCGAAAAAGAACAGACUCUGUAACUGACAACGGUGGCGAGGAAACGACUUGAGGUUUGCGUGUUUGCGGAAUGUUUCAAACAAAAUGUUUUUAUGCAAGGUCCUUUCCAUUUCAAUGUACAACGUUUCAUGCACUUUUGCUUCGACAUAUGCUGUGAGCGUGGUACUGUACAGUAUGUUUCAUUUGCAAAAUCGGCUAAGCAAGGAGCACAGCUACCAAUGCACAGUGUUUGAAGUGUUUUUGGAACUGAAGUUGUUGAUACAGCAGAUAUGCCUUACCAUUUUUUUUUAAAUAAUUGAAUGGAUUGCUCAUUUGGCUUUUGUUACUUAAAAUGACACAAAGUAAUAUUAAAGAGUUUGUUUUAAAAAUG
This is a messenger RNA of Hippocampus comes (tiger tail seahorse), 6148 nucleotides long. RefSeq names its product glypican-6-like. Gene Ontology annotation, cellular component: plasma membrane; cell surface; synapse. Lineage: Eukaryota; Metazoa; Chordata; Actinopteri; Syngnathiformes; Syngnathidae. Bases 410 to 2212 code for a protein of 600 amino acids. Gene Ontology annotation, biological process: cell migration; regulation of signal transduction; regulation of protein localization to membrane. The record is from RefSeq and is a predicted model, not a curated record. The transcript is spliced from 12 exons.